AUGACCUCGACACGCAGCGUGGAGAUUUCGCGUGUUUACAAUACCGUAGGAGAUUAUGAGGAAAAAGUGAUCUAUAACUACAACAACCCGUUUUCGUCACUCAUCGCCGUUUUUGUUAUCAACUUAACCCAGCCAACCAUCCUCAGUAUUGCCAGUUACCGUUCAAUUCAUCCGCCCGCCUGGCAGACCAAUCCCAACUACAGGCCAGCUCUGCUUCGUUACCGUCGCUUGCAGCAAGAAACGGAUCCCGGAAACACCUUCACCGACAGCAGCUCCAUAAUGCCCACUCCAUCGGCGCCAACAAACAACCCGGACCCAUCAUCGAAAUCCGGGUCCACCGGAUCCAGUUCGUCAAGUAAACCGACCCCGACGUCCAGCUCCCCGUCAACGCUUCAGGUUCCCUCAACUUCAUCCGGUGCUGGUGGAAGUUCGUCCGGUUCCUCGACCCCGCGUCGCUUGAGCCUCAAGAAGGACCUGAGAUCGGAUCGGAGAAUUAUCCGCCAGCCGAACAACGAUUCAACGUCGUUCAAAACCAUCAUCAUCAACUUGAUCGUGGCGUUCUUCCUGUAUCUGCUGCGGCGGGUUAUUGAAUGUGGCGGAAAAAGUGCAAUUACCAAAUACAGUAAAUUCAUCAAAUAACAUGGAUGCAAAAUCAGUAGGAGCGUGGUCGUUUCAGAAAAAAUAGGGACUGGAUUAAAAGAGCUAUGUAGUCUGUUGUUUUGCUUUUGUUAAUUUGCAUAGUAUUUAGGUAACCGCAAAAAAGUUGGGUUUAUUUUCAGUUCUUAAGUGUUGAAGUGGUACUUUCUGAUAAAAUAUAUCUGUUUCUGUUAAC
This is a messenger RNA of Uranotaenia lowii, 832 nucleotides long. RefSeq lists its product as uncharacterized. Bases 1 to 639 code for a protein of 212 amino acids. The record is from RefSeq and is a predicted model, not a curated record. NCBI's taxonomy places the organism in Eukaryota, Metazoa, Arthropoda, Insecta, Diptera, Culicidae. The transcript has 4 exons.